Messenger RNA from Penicillium olsonii, 1401 nucleotides. NCBI's taxonomy places the organism in Eukaryota, Fungi, Ascomycota, Eurotiomycetes, Eurotiales, Aspergillaceae. The record is from the annotation of a GenBank genome assembly.
AUGAAGCUCCAAAUACUCACGACCCUCAUUCCGGCCUUGGUGCCUUUGAUCCAUGCUGCGCCUGCUCGUAGGGACACAGAGAACCCAGGACUUCGAGGCAGCGAAUCACUCCUCGGAUAUUCGUCAUCCAACAAGGGCGGUGGCAGCUCUCCACCCGAUAUCAAAUAUACACUGCUUCCAGGGCAGAAGGAAGAUCCCAAAAUCGGGUCAUAUCUCGAUUUUGAGAAAGCCGACAAUCCCCAGCCGAUCCGUGGUUCCACAGGUUCCGAUGACCCCGGCCCGAGGAACUAUAACUAUGAUAGGAUCAACAGUGAUAAGCUUGCGCCACCGGGGACUGAUCAUGGUCAGACGAUUAAUGCGCAAUGGCCGAUGGGUAAGUUCGAUUAUCUCGUAGGUGAAUCACAGCUUGGGCAGGAUGGAGCUGGUUGGGCUCGCCAAGAAAACGUGAAUGUGAUGCCGGAUGCGACGCUGAUGGCGGGCGUGGAUAUGCGCCUGGAGCCAGCCGGGUAUCGCGAGCUUCAUUGGCAUGUUGCGGCCGAGUGGUCUCUUGUGCUGAAUGGAUCUUGUAGAAUUCAGGCCGUGAAUGAGAAUGGAGAGACAUUCAUCGAUGACGUGGUUGCGGGAGAUGUGUGGUUUUUCCCACCUGGCAUUCCUCAUUCCAUUCAAGCUCUCGAUGAUGGAGUUGAGUUCCUGCUUGUGUUCGAUGAUGGUGACUUCAGCGAGGACAACACAUUCCUGGCCAGCGAAGUCUUCCUUCACACUCCCAAGGAGGUCCUGUCAAAGAAUUUCGGGUUAGAUGUGUCAGCCUUUGAUAAAAUCCCUGAAGACGAGCUGUAUAUCUUCAAGGGUACACCGGCACCCGCGGACAUCGAGAAGCAAAACGUGAAGACCUCAGCUGGACUUGUGCCACGGACUGAGAGCUACUCCUACCACUUCUCCGAGCAACCCGCCCACGAAGUGGCGGGUGGCUCAGUCAAAAUCGUCGACCCGCUCACUUUCCCCAUUGCCUCCAACUUCUCUGCAGCUGUCGUGACUGUUCACCCAGGUGGUAUGCGUGAGGUUCACUGGCAUCCCACGAGUGACGAGUGGACAUUUUUCAUUUCGGGUCAGGGCCGCGCGACCUUGUUCACCGCACCAAAUGCCGCAACCACCUUCGAUUACCGCGGAGGUGAUGUAGGCUAUUUCCCGAAGUCAAACAGCCACUAUAUUGAGAACACUGGCGAUGAAGAUUUGGUCUUUGUCGAGGUGCUCCAAGCUCCCUCAUUCACAGAUAUGUCUCUUGGUCAAUGGAUCGGGUCUACUCCCAAGCAAAUUAUCGCAGACACAUUGAACCUGAGUAACGAUACUCUCAGCAAGCUGAAGCCAGAGAAGCAGUAUGUGGUUGCUGGUAAAAGUACUUAA